This is a messenger RNA of Halichondria panicea, 1055 nucleotides long. Its product is annotated as malectin-A-like. The record is from RefSeq and is a predicted model, not a curated record. The transcript has 4 exons. Gene Ontology annotation, molecular function: carbohydrate binding. The coding region runs from base 135 to 962 and encodes 275 amino acids. Gene Ontology annotation, cellular component: membrane. NCBI's taxonomy places the organism in Eukaryota, Metazoa, Porifera, Demospongiae, Suberitida, Halichondriidae.
GUGGUGCGCUUCAUUAAUUAAUACCUCUCUUCACCAGAAAAGAAAGUGAAGCCGAAACCUUAAGAAUUAAGUAGUUUUACGGCAUACAGACAAGCUAAAACUCUCUCCAGUGCAAGAUAUUAUAUCAAGGAAUCAUGUUUGUCAGUUUAAAAUGGCUACUGCAGGUAGUUCAAGUCUCGUGUGUGGUCUCCUUCCUUCUAACCUUACAGCCACAAGUAACUCAUGCCUACAAUGUCGUCUAUGCUCUCAACUGUGGAGGAUCAAAGCUCACUGACUCAUACGGCAUACGCUAUAAAGCUGACAACAGUAAAGUCGGGAUACCGUCAGAGUUUGGCAAAACACUCAUCAUAUCUCGUACUCGACCUGACGACAUGAUGCUGUAUCAGACGGAGAGAUAUCACACUUCGUCAUUCAGCUACGAUGUCCCGAUAAAUAGCGAUGGAGAAUACGUGCUUAUAUUGAAGUUUGCAGAGGUGUACUUCACCUACCCUGGUGGGAAGGUGUUUGAUGUGGUGUUGAACCAGCAGCACACAGUGGUGCCUGGACUGGAUAUAUUCUCCAGGGUUGGAAAGGCAGCUGCUCACGAUGAAGUGGUCCCCUUCACAGUGGAGGGGGGACAGUUGACAGUGGGAGAGGAAUCGAGCGACUUCGAUGGCAACCUCAACAUUGAGUUCUCAAAGGGAAGUGCUGACAACCCCAAGUGCAACGCCAUUGUCGUCUUGAAAGGACCACUAGAACCACACGAUCUCCCUGCCAUCCCUCCCAUGCAAGAGUCGGAACCAGAGGAUAUGGACUCUGAAAACGACGACUCAGUAGAAGAAGAACAAGAGUCCAAGUUCAAGCGAACCUCGGGUCCAAAGGUCACAGAUCCAUAUGCCUCUGAUGACAGCUGGUUUAUGCCUAUCACCAUAGCGAUAGCUGUGUUUCUACCAGUUUUAUUCUGUCUGUGUAGAGUUAGGUGAACUCUCUAGGUCUAGUUAAUUAAUUAAAUCACUGUCUAAUAAUUAUCAUUAUUCAAUUAUUUUAUGAAGUGAAAAUGUAUCUUGUGAAGUGAA